This is a messenger RNA of Xyrichtys novacula (pearly razorfish), 19702 nucleotides long. NCBI's taxonomy places the organism in Eukaryota, Metazoa, Chordata, Actinopteri, Labriformes, Labridae. The record is from the annotation of a GenBank genome assembly.
CUUCAGAUGCAGCAUGAGGCGGCAGGAAGACCGACGACACACCGACUGAUCCGAGCCCGCAGCCCACCCUACAGCGCUCCAAACCCGGCUGCUGCUGCUCCGAGGACCCCCGCUGCGCCGGACCCCCGGACACCCUGAGGAGGGAGACUUUACCGAACCUGCAGGCGGCUGCAGAGGCGCGAGGAGCAGGCUGAGACGCCGCCCCGCACACAGGUGAGAGGGGGGAAACUUCAGCCUCCUCCAGGUGCAGAGACCCGGACCCGAGCGCGGCUUUACGCACACUUGUGGAGAGUUAUGGAUCUGUGGGGGCCCCUGGGAGUCUGAGCCCCCCUGAAGGAGGACGAGGACUAAGAGGACGCCGAUUUGUUCCGAUCUUCUUCUUCUUCAUCAUCUUCCUCACAGCUCCAGGUUCUUACAAUGUUCCAGCACAGCAACAACAAGAAAUGCUUCACCAUCGAGUCUCUGGUGGGGAAGGAGGCGGUCAGCCACGGCGGCGGCUCCGGGGACGAGCCCAUCCGGCCCACGGCGCUCCGCUUCCCGGAGUCCCUGCAUCCCGCGGCUGCAGCAGCCGCCGCAGCCGCCGGGGUCUUCGGGCCGUGCUUCCAGGGGAGCAGCGGCAGGACUCUGUACUCCGCCGGGCCGGACAUGGUGCUCCAAGAGCCCGGGACACACGCGCAGAGCCCCGGAGGAGCGCUGCCGCUGCACCCGCUGCAGAUCCCCCCGCAGAGCUUCUUCAGCCCGCAGCACCGGGAGGCGCUCAGCUUCUACCCGUGGGUGCUGCGGGGACGGUACCUGGGACACCGCUUCCAAGGUGAGGAGGGGGGAGCAAGGAGGGACGGAGGGGAGGGAGGGUGUGUUUUUUAUUUUUUAACGAAAUGACAAAAUUCUGAGAUAGUUUUCUGGGAAGUUUGGCGCUCAGCUCGGUUCGGUUUUCUCUGUUUUCUGGUUCAGAUUUUUAUUUUGAUCAUUUUAGUUUCAUGCUGCAGACUCCGGGUGAGUUUGUGAUUCCUCAGGGAUGAAGAAAAGAGACAUUUACAGCAGAAACACACAGAUAGAUACUGAACUCUCCUCUUUAUUUUGCUGCUCUGGUUGAUCGUUUUUUGCUCGGAGGGCCUAAAGAUGAGAGAAAAUCGAUUAAACAGCUGAUAGUUCACGGAAAACUGUUCGAUAAUCAAUGAAAGUGAAAUUUUCAGCUCUGUAGAGAGAAAAUGAUGAAUAUUCAGAGUUAAAAUCUGCAGUUUGAGUCUGAAUUUAUUGGUUCAUUUUGCAGAAUAUUUUCGCUGAGGAAGAUUUUUUACCCUCUUUGCUGAAUCUUUUCUGUCAGAUUUAUGAAUUUAUCACAAACACUUUGAUUUUAUUCUUUUAACUCUUUAUUUAAAAACAGCAGCACAGGUUCUUCUUCUUUAACUCCUUUAUUCUUUUUUUCUGGAUCGUUUUUUUCUCUUUUUAUCCGGAUUCAUUAAAACUUUUUCACCACCACCACCAUAGAGUCAUUAUACAAACUAAAUGAUUAAAAAUCUUCUCAGGAUUUUUAAUAAUUUCUCUUUUAUUAUUUAAGUCAGUUUAGAAUUUCUCCAGCAGCUCCGGUGACCUCUGACCUUUAUCAAUAAUAAUCAUAAUCAAUAACUAUCUCUAGUUUUCCCACCAGGCCUGCUGCAGUGAAGCUCAGCUGUGUUUGCAAGUAAAUAAUCAUGUUAGAGUCAUAAAUCUGCCCUCUUUCAACUGGACUUUUAUUUUCUUGAACGGUUUCUGCUGAGUCAUGAUUUUAAUGAUCGGUUUUUAUAUUAAUCGGUUAAUAUUGAUCUCAAACCGAUCAUCGUCUCUGUUCAGACUUUUUCUCUUCACUGAGGAGGAAACAGAAACUCGGAUUAUUGUGAAUUUAAACCUUUUUACAGUUUCAGAGUUUUUCUGGAUUUAACUCUCAGUAAAUUUUCCCUCCGAGUUUAAUCGAGUCUGAUGAAGAUGAAGAUGAAGAUGAAUCGGAAAAGACUCGGUUAUAAAAGUCAGACUUAUUUAAAAAGAGGAGAGUUCAAGUUCAGCUGAAAGUUUGAGUCACUUUACUGGAAAAAAAGGACAAAAAAAACUUUAUUUUCAAUCCUCAGACAGCAGCGAGUUUCAGCCUUAAUUUAACAUCAAAGUUUACCGGAUGUGUUAAAAUCGUAAAAUAACUAAAUAAUUAAUUUAAACAAAUUAAAAACUAAAAAGGAAAAACCUGGUAAAGUUGUGAAAUCCACGUGACGAUCCCACAGAAGGAAAAGUGACUCAGACAGAAAAGCAGCUGAACGUUUUUUCUUCCUGUUCAUCCGGAUUCAUGAGAAAGUUUUAAUUUUAAUUUGGCGCCAACAAACUUCUCCAGCCUCACGCGCUCAGAUGAAGACGAUUAAUCGUUGAUAUCCGGUCUUAAUGUAAUUAUUUUUACCGUAAAGUCAUUCCGAUAUUUCAUUUGAGUCGAUCAUCUCUGUAGAUUUAUGACUCUAAAGGAAAUAAACCUGAAAACGAGCAGAAACAGAAACAAUAAAAACAGCAGAAAAGAAAUCAAUAGAACUAAAGUUUGAUAAAGACGAAUUCAGACACGAGCUUUUAUUUAUGUAGCUGUCCGAAAAUGAGUGAGAAGACAGGAAAAUAUAACAGUGAACAACAAAACCCCAAAAUAAGGUGAACUCUGUAUUCAUAAAAACAUAUAAAAAUAACCUGCUGUGAAUAAACUCGAACCCUCCUUCUUUCAUUAAUGAGAAUAUAUUUAAUCCUGUUUAAUCUGCUCCAAUUAAAAUCAAUUAACAUGAGAUUAAAAACUGGAUUAAUGAUGUUUCCAUAAAUAGAGGAUCAUAUUUCAGAACACAAAUGACCCCAUGCAGUAAUAAUCAGAAUAAAUGUGAAAAUGUAUAAAAAUAUCAAAAUAAAGGCGGAAAAACUAAAAGGUGAUUUAGAGGAAACCUUUAAGACUUUACGCCUCAAUUAAAAUAUAUAAAUGGGGAACAAAAACAGAAGAAAUAUAUUAGAUUAAAAAGUUGAACUCGCUGAAAAAAGAGUUUUAAUUAAUCAGAGAGGAGGCGAGUCUUCCAACUGAUUUAAUUUAAUGUUUUAUUUUCUUCAACUUUAACGUCAGAUCAGCUGAAAUAUUAGAAAAAACCUUCACUCAGAGUCUGUGGGAAUUAAAUAUCUGACUGAAAUGUUCGUUUUAUUUCUUCAGUUUUAUUUUAUUUCUCCGACAGCUUCACUUAUUUUUUAAAAAAGACGUAAAAAUUGAAUCAAAUCAGAAUUUUUUCAAACAUUUUGACUCCAAAUUCAGGAGCGACUGAGGAGUUAAAGGAGCUGUUAAACACUCAGAAUAUUAUAAAGAAACUCUCUAAUAUUUACGUUUAUAAAAAUAUAAAAUCCUUCAUGUUUGUCAGAUUAAUAACCUCCAAUAAUUUAAACAAUCAGUGGAUCAAUAAAAGAGAAUCGAUCAGAAUGAUUUUCCACCUUCAACAGUAAAAAACUGUUUUUUCAUGAACAAAUUUACUCUUUUAUGACAGAAAUUAACUUUAUUAACUUUAUUUUGAAAGUCUCGCUCAUAGGUUAAAAACUUAUUAAUGACCUUUGACCUCUGCUGGAGCACACCUGUCUGAGUAAAUGAAGCAGGUUCAAUUCUGACAAACUUUAUUGACACAGGAUGACGCAGCGGUCAGUCGUCAGGAACAUCAGCUGUGCUGCAGUGAGAUAUUAACGAUUAUUACUGUUAAUAAGUGACUUCCUUUAUGAUCUCUUUAUUUAUAAAAGACAUUGAAAAACGUCUGGAAAAGCCGUGAAGGUCGGUUAUAAAGAAAACCUUCAGAUUUUAAUAAAAACAAACACGUCGUCCUUUUUAAUAAUUUCAGUUUAGAUCAAAUAUCGGCCGAGUUUGAAACAUGGAAAUGAUGUUUUUAAGAUCUUUUAAAACUUAACACUUUCCUCUGAAGUAUCUGCUCAAACUUUUGUUACAAUUUUUAAAAUAUCUAAAAAAAAAAGUAAAAAAAAAAAACGACAAAAUGAACAAGAAUGAACCAAAUAGAAUAAAACAGAAAAUAAUUUAAAUAAAAUAAAAGAAGCUUAAAAACGUCUUUGAUUAUUAAUAUUGAAUAAGAUCACCAUCAUGAUGUUCUGAAUCAACAGUCAAAGAGCUGUUUUAAAAGCACUUAAGCCCACUCCAUCAGCAGAUAAAAAACACUUAAGUCUCUGUUUAAAUAAGAAGAACAUGUUUCUAAACCUGCGGCCGUGGACCCUGAGGGGGCCGCGGGGUUUCUGUCAGAGGGUCCCAGCAGCAGGACUCUGUUGGAGGCCUGUAGAUACCUGUCAGUGCUUCACACACACACACACACACACACACACACACACACACACACACACACACACACACACACACACACACAGCUCUUCACCUGUCAGAUUAAAGGCUCGUGGGUCUUUGGGGUCUUUUGUGCGGCGGCUGUAAAAACACUCGUCUCCGUGUGAAAGUCGUUUUUUUGUGAAUUUGAAGUUGAAAAGAUUUGAAACUGCUCCGGGAUCAGUGAGAACGUUUGAUGUUUUUGUUGUGGGAGAAUCUACGGAGCGCAGCAGGAGACAAAAACAGGAGGGACUGUUACCUUCAGAUCAAUUCUGUUGAACGAAGAAGUCGAGAGUGUUUUUAUACGACACAAACUGCCCUGAGGGGAAAUUUACCGUUAAGGAAGCGUACUGUCUCAUAUCAUCACAUAUAACACUCUAUCAUUUUAUACCAUAAAUACACAUGAGACUGCUCAGUGUUUUAUGAAAGUAUAUCACAUCUGAUGGAGUUGUAUCGUCUCACACAGUAACAUACUGUAGUCAUUAAGACUUUCAUACUCUAUUACUGUAACUUACUGUGUUUUACCAAAAUAUGAUAAACAUCAUACAUCAUAUCAGGUCACACCCUGGGUUAAUAUAUUAUAUCAUAUUAUAUUAUAUUAUAUUAUAUUAUAUUAUAUUAUAUUAUAUUAUAUUAUAUUAUAUCAUAUUAUAUUAUAUUAUAUUAUAUUAUAUUAUAACAUAAAAUGAAGGUAUAUCGUUUAAUCUCACGGUGUAUGAUAUUAACCAUAGCUUGGUGUCUCAUUUAACUAAUACUGCAUUUACAUACAGCAUCAUGUUAUAUUCAGUCAAAUAGUUUAUUUAUUGCACAGAAUAUACGAUAUUGUUUAACAUUUUACUGUAUCUGAUAUUUGCAUUGGACAUUUUUUAACUGAGAUAAUUACAGAGAAUUAAAAUAAAUUAAAAGACAGAUUUACAGCCGAGGAGAACAGCACUAAAACGACAACAAAGCAAAAACAAAACUACAGUAAAAAAACAACAAAAAUAACAACACUAAAAUAACACAUAACAAAAAUAAAACUGUAGUAAAACAAAAAUAAAACAAAAAUAAAAUAAAACUGCAGUUAAAGACGGGGAAACUGCAGAAAGUUUCUUUUUUCAGUCAGAACUUUUUGCAGCUAAACAUUUUCUUCAUAAAUCAGUUUUUUGUCAAAAUUCCAGUCAGAUGAAUUUUUAUUGUCUGUGAGUUAAAAAUGUUCAGUUUGACACCAGAGAAGAAGAAAAUCAGGAGUUUUUCUUAAAGGUCAGAAUCAGAGUUUUCAUGUUUAAUUUAACAGUAAGUUACCGUUUUAAUGUAAAUCUUCACUCAUCUACAGCCGUGUUAGUGUGUUUAUAUCAAACAGAGGGACUAUUAAGGGACUAUUUCCUGCGGCGGAUUAACACUCAUCUGUUGAUCUGUAGUAGGAAAUAACUGUGUGGAGAGUGUACGAAGUGCAGAAGUGCAGCAUGAAUGGUAGAGCUGAGUUACCUGUCUCUCUCUCUCACACACACACACACACACACACACACACACACACACACACACACACACACACACACACACUCUCAGACACAUUUUUAUUCAUUACCUGGAAGCCGCUGACAGCCUCCAUCAGAUCAGUGUCUCCUGUUUGUGGGCCUCCUUUUGUUCCUCUCCUCUCCUCUGAGAGUGUUGUGAUAGUUGGAGCUCCUCUGAAGGAGGAGGAGGUGAAGAGGAGGUGAAGAGGAGUCACUCACUCUUCACACAGGUUACUCCUCUGUUUUAAUUUAAGUGUCGUUUAGUUUUUACUCACUUUUUAAAACCGAAGCAGUCGUUCGAUCGCUCGCUCUCCAACACCGUCAGACUUUAAAGCGUCCUCCUUUUUAACAGAAGUACGGUGGCCCUGAAGGUCAACUGCACAAACAUUUCAUGACCACUAAAAAUCAAUUCAUGUCACACAAAUUCAUUUUAUUAAAGGCUGACACAAACGCUGCAGGAGCAAAAAUAUUUUAUUAAACAGAAAAAAAUAUUUUUAAAACACGUUUGCAUUUUUCUAAUUUACCAUUUAUUUAUCGGGUUGUGUUUGAGUUAGAGGUGCGUAAAAAGUUUUUGUGUUAAGAAAUAUUUUUUCAUGUCUUGAAUUUUUUUUUAAUUUCAUGAAUUUUUGAAAAAUUUUCUUUCACAUUGAAGUUUUUUUUUUAUUAUUUUUUUUAGCUCUGCCUGAAAAGUUUUUUGUGUUUGUUGAAACAUUUUUUACACUUUAAAAUAUUUGUUGCACAGGGAUUAUUAUUUUUUUUGCAUUUCCUGAAAUAAAUGUAGAUGUUUUAUUAUCAUUAUAAGAAGAUGAACAAAAAUUUAAUGAAAAGUUUUUGUUUCUGUAAAAUAUUUUUACAUUUAAAAAAAUGCUUCAGCGUUUGGAGAAAAACCUUUUUAAACUGAUUUUUUUUAAUGACUGUUUUGUGAAUUAUUUUUGGCGUUUGUGUAGUUGACCUCGUGGGCCACCGUAGCUCAGGGCUCCUCUCUCUGAGGUUGUGUUCCCUGCAGCAGCUGUGCGUUAAUUCAGACUUUAACUUCGUUUUAAUGAAAUAAACUCAAACAAAGACCCGACCUCAGAGUCAGUAAACGGGUCAUUGUGGUCUUCACGCUCUGAGGUCAGUCUGGACUUCCUCAGAUCCGGUCCAGUCUCACCUCUGGUCCCCGUUCUCUGGGAUCGGAGGUUUUGUGAGUCGCUGAUUUCUUCUGUAUUUUGUUUCCGUUUCCUGAUGAAGUGACUCGAACGCUGCUCACAGGACUGUGAGGGUUUCUCUCUCGCACACGCUGACAGGUCUGGACUUGUUUUCAGUGCCAGGGGAGCCUGAUGUACCAUCUGCCCCUCUCCUCCUCCUCCUUUCCUCCUUUCCUUCCAUCCUUCUCUCCUCUCUCACUCCCUCCUCUGUGACAGACCGUAUCAGUAAAUCCUCUCCAGGGUCAGGGUUUUAAACGCGUCAUGGGUCCUCCAGUCACGGUUCAGGACAGGUAGAACUGUCUCCGCCCUCUCUUACCUGUGGUGUCCCUCAAGACUCUGUUCUGGGCCCGGUUGUAUUCUCUCCGGGUCAUCGGGGUCGUGGUUGUCCAGUCCUUCGAUAACUCGAUGUGUGUUUUAAGAUCAGCUGUUUCCGGACGGUUCCUGCUCUCUGUCGUGUUUCUGAGUGUGACGGAGGAUCUUCUCUCGUUACUCUGCGUCUCUGCGUCGUGAUUACCUGCUCCUAGUUUGUCCGCCGUGGCGUUUAAAGGGUUAAAACGCUCUGAGUAACAGUCAUUAGACUCUGACACACGCCGUCUGCAGACAGGAGGUCAAAUAUGAGGGUCAGGGGACGGGGAAGGGGGAGGUCGCCGCGGCGGUCUUUUUAAGUUUCACAUUCACCUGCAGAAGAAGUCAGGUGUUCAACCAGGUAACAUCGUGUUAGGAGUUCAGAAUUCAUGUUUGUAUGAAAUCAGAUUAUCUGCAGCGUGAACAAGGAUCUCAGGUGUACAGUACACAUAAUAAUAAUAAUAAUAAUAAUAAUAAUAAUAAUAAUAAUAAUAAUAACUUUAUUUUUACAGCACUUUUAAAAACAGAAGUUUACAAAGUUCUUUGACAAACAGUCGUAAAGCUCAGAGCAUCAGGACAUGGAAAGAAAGACGAAUAAAAACAAAAGCUCUGAAUUGAAGAACAAUUUCAUUUGUCAUAAAAACCAAGAAAAUACAAGAACCCUACAACAUAAAAUGAGACCAUGAGGACCAGAAUAAAAACAUAAAAAAACACAAAAAAAAAGAAAUGUAAUAAAAAACUCAACUUUAUUUCUGUAACACUUCACAAACAACAAGUUCUUCACAACAACACAGAGAAAAAACAAAUGAACAAACAGACGAAGAAGAAGAAGAAGAGCAGACUGAGUGACGGUUAUAAUAAUAAUGAUAGCUAUAAAAAUAUUGUUUUCAAUCCCAUCACAAUCAUCAUCAUUUAUAUUACAGUAACAAUUAAUAACAAUAAUCAUAAUAACAGUAGCAGCAGCAAUAAUAAAAGGGGGCAGGAAACAGGAAACAGGAAACAGGAUAGUAAAUAUAAAAAAACGACAUUAAUAAUGAUAAUAAAAUAAUAAUGAUGGUAAUAUUAAUGAUAAAAUGGAAUAACAAAAAUGAGCAUUAAUAAAACUAUAAACUAAAUUAGAGGCCUAAAAGGUAAAAUAGGAAAAAUUAUAAGUAAAACAAAAACUAAAAGGACAGGAAGUCGAAAUGAGAUAAAAGAGAUAAAAAGAUAAAAGAUAAAAGAUAAAAGAGAUAAAAAGAUAAAAUAUAAAAGAUAAAAGACAUCAUCACGGAAAAUCAAGUCUGUAAAAGUUUGAUGGACAAAGAUCGAUCAGCUUUAGUUUAGAGUCUCGACUUUUGAACGACCAGGAGGACUUCAGCAGAGGAUCUGAGGCUCAUUAGGAAGUAAAAACUCUGAAGUAUCGAUUAAAAGUAAUCGAUAAAAUCUUAAAAUCAAAGUGAAGGGAGGCUAAAACUGGAGCGAUGUGACGCCGUCGACUAAAACCAGUUAAAAGAUAAAAGCUGCUGCGUUCUGAACGAGUCUGAGGAGGGAGAGAGAUUUCUUCUUUAGACCAGAGAGGAGAGAGGUACAGAAGUCCAACACUGACAAAAUGAAAACAGGUGGAGGAUUGUAGGUUUCAUGUGUUCACCUGUUCAUGUGUUCACCUGUUCGUCUGUCUGAGUCUCUGAAGACGUUAAAUUUGUUCUUUUAGGAGAAAAACUGUUUCUGUAAAUAACGAGGAAAAGUUCGAACGUCUUUUAAAGUUCGUAAACUUCGCUGUAAGUUUUCAGACUCUUCACCGUCUCAUAUUUUUAUUGAUUGACUCUUUCGCUCUCAUCUCCAUCAGGAACAUCAAACCUCCGCGCCCGUCUCUGACCUCUGACCUCUGUUAAACCCUCUGCUGUCGUCACGUCAGAGAAGCGUUACCCAACAGAAACAAACCGUCAUAUUUGCAAUCCGAGCUCCUCUGAGACGUUUGCCAAACCUCCAUCAGUCACGGCUCGGGUUCGAGUUUGCAUAUGAAUAUAUCUUUGAAUCUGCGCUAACGUUGAAUAAAAGGCGUGAGCGUGGCGAGCUGUCUGCACGCCAUCAUUGUCGAAGCCGACAAUAAGCCGCCUCUUUUGCGUGCGUGCGGCUGCUGCUGGGCGCUCCGAACUCGAGCAUGAAUUUGUUUUUAUGUAAAAUCUUCAUAAAAAGAUCGACGUUGGGAAUGAAGCAGAUGUUGGAUGUGGGUUUGAAAAGCGAGGAAACAAAGAAAAAGGCGUUUUAGCGACGCUCUCGCUCCGAUCGACCGCACGCCGACACGCCUGACAAACAAAUGAGCUUCGGUUUUUGAUUUCACAGCUGAACUUUUCCUGCAGCUCAUCUUUCACCGCCGCAGAAACCGAACGCUCUCCUCGGUUUGGCCGUUAGCUUUGGUCGUGAAGUUUUUCAUGUCUGAUAUCUGCGCCCUGAAAAUCCAACUUCGAUUAUUUCGUCUUUCCUGGUUCCUUUAAAAAAGUCGCUUGAUGCAGAGGAUGGUCCGGUAUAUUUGUGUGACACGCCGCUGCUGUUCCAAAGAAACACGCGUUCACUUUGUGACGUGUAUCGUAGCGAACAAAGAACUUAAAGUGCGGUCAACAAAAAUGACGGUGACCUUUGCUCACCUCUCUACGCCAGAGCAGGUGAGACCGCUCCUUAGAUAACCUACCGCCUUUCAAACACAGUGACCACGUGACCUGAAACCAUGGCAACCGGACAAAAGUACGUGAACACAGGUUAACCGAUCAGCAAAGUGACAUGACGGCUCCGACAUCGAUAAACGCGGUUUCCUCUGAAUCGAGUCUCCGACAAAAUCAGGUCGAGAAAAGAAACAGAGAAAAUGUUUGAAUCUGUGAACCGACAGCAAAAGUGUUUUUCUCACAGUGUCAACAGGCCGAGCAGACGCCUCAAUCACUCCGAUAAAUACAGGAUAAAAACCGUGUAACGUGUUCUGGUGUUGGUGGGACGGAGCGUCGGUCUUGUUCUGGUUCUGGACUCUGCAGAGACUCUUAGUCUACGUUCAGACUGCAGGUCUGAUGUUUUAACCAUCUGUGACUCAGAUCUGAUUUUGUCAUCGAAGUGUGAACAGGCGGGGAAAGAACACAUUAGAUGAUCGUUGUUGUAAAGUGAACGACCGCACAAAAAGAUCGGAUUGAACAAAAAAUCGGAAUUGUGGAUCAGAACCUGCAGAGUGAACGUCGACUAAGAGGACUCUGUUUUCUUUUUGACGGCGUUGAGUUUUAGUUAAAGGUCCAAAUGUGAAUUAUUUGUCCUGGAUUCUGACGUUCACAGUCUUAGUUUUCGGUCGCAGGUUGUGUUGAGUUGUGGUUUCCUGAAUAACAGAAAUAAAUGAACAAUAAAUGUAUGAAUAUGACAGGAUUGAAGUGUGACUGUGAGCUAAACACACAUCACACACACACGUGAAAAACAACAACUUCAGGCUGAUUAUUAUGAGACACUUUUUCUGAUUUCUCAUGUUAUGAAAUGUUCUGAUCUGUUUUAUUAUAAAAUAAUGUAAAUUAUGUUCAGAGCAAAAUCAAAACUGCUCCUGACUGAACACAGAGGUUCUUUUUAAUCCAGGACAGUCCGUAUAAUCUCAGAGCUGUUUGUUAAUUUACUGAACUAAAAAGGAGAUGUGUCUCUGUUAGUGGAGUUAAAUUCAGAAAUGACGCCGACAUAAAUCUAAAAACAUGUCAGUCUUUGUUGGUUUUUAAGAAAAUAGUUUGUAAAGAUAUUUGUGAAGUUUAUAAGUUUGAUUAAUUCUCUGUUGUUUUGGUUUCUUUGCUUUUCUGGAGGUCGGUAGAUUAAAAAGUCGACUUUUAUAAACGUUCUGUUUCUGCCUUUUCAGUCGAUAUUCAACAUGAUUCUUCAUUUAGUGAUUUAGUGUGAAAUGUCAGAAUUGUGUAGAAUAUUUGGUGUUGUCAUGACUGAGUAAACGACAACUAUGAGGUCAAAUAACACUAAAGGCCACACGGGGGCGCUACAGGCCGCACCAUCACCAUGGAAAACAAAAGCGACUUUAAUAAACUGUAAAUAUUGUCGGCUGUAAAACCCAUCGAUGGUGUGUCACGUUCAGUCCGAGCAGAAUCGUAUGUUGAGCACAUAUAUGAUGGAAACACACGUCUGACUCACCUGUGAAAACAUAAUUCACCUAAAAACAGUCCGUGUGCGUUUUAAUGUGACCUCACAGAGCGAACACGCCGCGUAAGUAACCGCCGCUGACCUCUUCUAAAUUUAAAGACGUUCAAAUGUCAGUUUUUUCAUGAAGUUACUGCUUAUUUUUUGUCGACAAAAUGACCGUUUAUAAAUCAGGAUAGUCUCUAUACAACUCCAAUAACAAUGUGGCAGCACCCACAGUGCCCCCCACAGGAGCAGGGCGUCAUUACAGCGGAUGAAAUCGAUUCCAGGAUUGUCUGAAUCAUUAAAAUAUUUUUUAAUGUCUUAAUGAAUCAGUAUUUCAGUCCGCCUUUGUGAUCAGGAUCCUUUGACCAAUCAGAGUCAAGUAUCAGACACAGUCAGGUCAUAACUAAGAGAGCCGGGCUGUAAAUUUGGAGGAUAAUUAAAGCUCCUGUGAUUUUUAACAAAUAUGGAGAUAAAACAACAUCCUGUUUCCUCGCUGACACCCUCCUCCUCCUCCUCUCAACAGUUACAGACGUUAAAAAUCACAUGAAGAUGGUCAGUGAUGUCACUCUGUGUUAAUAAAGGGAUCAAUACGUCUGAUUCAUAAACGUCCAAAAACUCCCUACUGGAGCUUUAAUCAUGUUUGUUUUGACUCUUAAACACGCCUCGUCUCAGAGCGCCGUUCUUAUAACCGUCAGCUCCGAGUUCACACGCCUGCCUGUAAACUGUCGUGUUUUUUUGAUGAUGUCAUUCUGGUGACGCGGCGGCAGAGAGUCGCUGAGUCAGGCUUUAGUCUGCGGUCUGAGUUCAGAUCCAAAAACACACACAGACACGCACACAACAUGUGUUUGAUGAGAUUAAGCAGACAUCCCAGAGCAAAUACGCACGCACACACACACACACACACACACACACACACACACACACACACACACACACACACACACACACACACACACACACACACACACACGUCUAAGUAAACAAACUGUCUUUGCUGUAACCCUGUUUUUCUAUCUCUGUGAGGACCAGUUUGACUAAAAGCUUUUAGAUGAUUUUAAAAUAAUUCAGUUAUUGUUUUUAAAUAAGAUCAAAAGUUUUAAGUUUUUUAAAUUUCUGUCUGUUUCUUUUUUUUUUUUUUUUUACAGCGGUAUAAUCUGCGUUUGUUCGUGGUUAAUUUGACUUUUAUGUUCUCAGUUUGUGUUUUUAAAUAAGAUCAAAAGUUUUAAGUUUUUUUUAUUAUUUCUGUCUUUUACGUGUUUUUUUUUUUUUACAGCGGUAUAAUCUGCGUUUGUUCGUGGUUAUUUUGACUUUUAUGUUCUCAGUUUGUGUUUUUUUUUUUAAUCUGUUUGAAAUCCAGUAAAACUUAAAAUAUAAAUUGAAAUGGACUUUAAAGACCCACAGUUUAUUUUUCUGUAUCAGGCUGUGAACUCGUUUAUUUCUGCUGUAAAGGUCGACAUGAUAACAUGGGGCUCUAUGGGGACUGACUCGUUUUAGGAGACAGCCUCUAGUGGACACCAGAGGAACUGCAGUUUUUGCACACUUUCCUCAUUUUUCCCACUGAAAAUUGCUCGUUAGAGUCACUCGCUCAUAAGUCAUGAUACAGCUGUUAUCUUGUUUACCGUAAUGUCAGGAUUAGGAGCACAGAACCAGAUAAAAAUGUGAUUUCGUGAUUUUCCGAUCCUCACAGCGUCUCUUUUCCGAUCCCCGUACGUAACCCCUGCUGAUCUGUCGGGUUUCUCUCCUCAGGUGAGGACAGCAGUCCAGAGAACCUCCUCCUCCACGGCCCGUUCUCCAGGAAACCCAAACGGAUCCGGACGGCGUUCUCGCCCUCGCAGCUGCUGCGUCUGGAGCGAGCCUUCGAGAAAAACCACUACGUGGUCGGCGCCGAGAGGAAGCAGCUGGCGAGCGGUUUGUGUCUGACUGAGACGCAGGUAAGCAUCGUGUGUCAGGGAGCGAGGCAUCAUGGGAAAACUGAGCAAAGCCGUUUUGUGUUUUAUAACGUUUAGUGGCGUUGACUCCUCUCUCGCUGCAGCUGCUCCUUCUUCGUUCUUCUUCUCUGUUUACUGACCGACUUUAAAAUCCUCGUAUCUGAACAUUUUAGUUAAACUACAGAGAGUCGAACCCCAAACCUCAGCCUCCUUCUCCUCCUUCUCCUCCUUCUCCUCGGUGUAUCUCAGGAUAAACUCCUCUCUGAUCUGUCAUCAGGCUGCGUCUCGGGUCGCUGGCGUUGAUCCGCCUCAGAGGAAUGAUGGAGGCGUGGGGGUUGUGGGUUAGUCAGCUCCUCGCCGCUCCCUCCGUCUUUUCUUCCUCGCAGUGAUUGACGGAGUUUGUCAUCAGGUUUCCACAGAGAUACGAGCGAGCCUGACGCUGCUGAUUCGUGAAUCAUCCCUGACGCAGACAGACAGGGAGGAAUCCACCAAUCAGGGAUCAGCUGUCUCUGAUGUCACGUGAUCAGGUCAUUUUAUAAAAUCCAGAGAAACAGACUCAAACUCGAGUCCACGACGAAGGAAACACUUCAGGGUCAAAAAUAAACAAGGACGAAAAGAGCACAGACUGCUAUGACCACAGGGGGGCGCCAACAUCGACAAAGUUCCUCACUGCAGCUUUAAUCUGGAUAAACUCACGACAUGUCCCUUUAUGGAUGGAUGAAUAAAUAAAUGAAUGAACAAAGAUGGAUGUUUUUAAAAAGUAAUAAAAGUCUGUUUUUAAGUUUUUUAAUCAUUAUUUUUUUAACUCUUUGGGGGCCUUAAAAAAAAAGUUACAUUAAGGUCCUCAGAGGGACAUUUUCGUCCCUCUAAAGACCUUAACGUAACUUUAAAAAAAAGACAAUUCAUAAAAAAUAACAAUGCAUCAAAUUUAGUAUUGUUAUUUUUUUUGACAUAUUACAGACCUUGAUAAAAAAAAAACGGAGAAGUUCCUGCCCAACAUCUAUUAUUAUAAUAAUUUAACAGUGACGUCAUGUAAUCAAACGGACAUUUAAAGGGUUAAAACUCUGAAAAUGAAUAAAUAUUUGAUAGAAAUGAUCAGGAAUGAAGUUGAUUAACAGAUAUAAGCCAAAAAAAAAAAGUUGAAAAAAUAUGAAUGUAUCAUAUUUUAGAGCAGAUUUAAGAGAUGGACGUGUUUUUAUCACACAGUGAAUAUGGACCUGAUAUAAUGAUGGUUGAUCACGUUUUAAAAUUUGGAAAGAAAAAAAAAACCCUGAAAAAAAAAUCAUCUCAUUUGCAUUAAAACAGCCAAAAUGAUCAACAAACGAAAGUAAAAAGUCGACAAAAAUGGACAAAAAUGUCCCCGGAAGGUUAAAGCUCCUGUGAGGAACUUCUUGUUUUGUGUCAACUUUGGCGCCCCCCUUGGGACAGUUUUCUCAGACAGAAGAAACUCCUUUUUUUUCCCCCGAACGUCUUCAGAUAAAAUCAGAUUAUUUAAAGCUCAGUCAGUGACUCUGAGCAGGUCGGUUUUCGUCCCUCAGCCUCCUCGGAGAUGUUGAUGACGGUGACAGAUCAUCAGUGUCUGGUGUCAUAAUUACACCGCGGCCCGUCACGCAGAGACGCUGUGAUAUUAAAGUGUCUCCUGAGGCCGUUGGCAGCUCUGAGCGCUCUCCGCCUCAGAGUCGAUCCGGAUCUUUGAUUUAUUGUCGUUUCGCUCUGACAGAUUGAGCAACAUGAUCUCUUAGUCAGCUGGCUUUGUUCGACUCCUGCAGACAGGCGGACGUGUUUCAACAGUCCUGCAUGUCACAGUCAUGUUUUACCAGCAAACACACGUUAAAUCAUCGCGCAGCUCUCACACAUUUACGAUCAUUACUGUCAGAAACAGAAGCAGGCGGCAGAAGGAGCUCUUUGGCUCCCUAAAGGUUUCCAAACUGAGCUGCUAACAACUCUAAAUCACAGAAAGAAUGUUCAUGUUUGUUUUAAAGCUUCACCGGCUCCGUUCUUAGAAAUGAUCCAGAACAUUCUUCACUCUGCAGCAGUAAAACAGGCUCUAAUGAAAUCAGUCAAACUGUACUUACUGAAAACUUUAACAACGUUACAGAACAGAUCCUGGAAAAACAGAGAAAUAACCCUGAAUUAAUGCAGACUCAGCUGCUCCUUCAGGACCCACCAGACCCCAUUAAGAAAACCUGCGAUUUAGUCCUCACAGUAAAGCUGAUCUGCUGCGGUUCUGUUUCCUUGUUUGUGUUGUUGUGUUGAGUUGGUUCAGAGUUAAAACCCUAAAAACACACAAACGUCACACCAACAACAAAAAAGAGAAACCGGCUGAGGCAGUUUUAGACCGGCACCUUAUAUUUUCUGCUGAGUUAAAAUGACAGUUUUUGUCAAUGAGGUUUGGUGUUGACUGUAACUCAACGUCUGUUUGUGGUCGGAAAUAUACAGAAAGGCAGAUUUAAGACGACUCUGGUUUGUUUCUACUCUGUUUUAUUCAGUUUGAACAUCGUCCACAAAAGACGCCAACAGUCAAGUCAUUUUUAUUUUUAUAGUUAUUGUCAAAUAUCGUGCUGGAUUUAUUAGGAUUCAUGAAUUAAAGUGUAUUUUUCAGUAUGUUUUACAGUCUAGUCUGGCUUGAAUAUUAUUUUUACAUAGAAAUUGAAGGUUGAAACUCACUUUUUUAAACAGAUUUAUAUACAGUUACACUUCCUGUGUCACUAACUGAAAAAAUCCUGUUUUUGUCAGUGAAGUCUGGUGAGUUUUAAAGGAGCAGUGCAACAACUUUUCCCAGUUUCAAAUAAAAACCUUAUAAACUUUUAGAUAACUGAAGACGGGAUUACUUGUCUACCAAUGUGUGAAAAAUCAAAGAUUUCUAUUGGGUUAUUUUUUCAUGUGAAAUCUGAAAUUAGAGAAAACACAAUAUGUCGAGGGUAGAUCACCAACUCCUGCUGUUUUCCGGUGCAAUGACUCGUCAGCGGGGUCUGGUAGUUCUGCCAAAUCCCUGACAGACGAAAUAAGGAGUUGCUGGUCUACCCCUGUCUGUUUUCUUGUUUCACAGAUAUCGUGUAUACAUAGAUAGUGCAAACUAACUUAUAAAACUGACAUUCGCACAAACACACAGAAAAAUACCACAGCUGGAGGUGGGGGUGGAUCAGAAACUCCCGUUUUCUUUGGAGUAAAAUGACUGAAGACAGGAGGCUUUAAAGGAGAACUGCAGCAGCUGUUUUAGGUUCAGACAGAGAGACUGAAAAGACGUUAUUUUCCCUCACAGGAAACAGUUUGUUCGGAGUCUUAACCUCACAUCUAAAAAGUCAGAAUAGAAACAAAGAGCCUUAAGUCCUGAACUGUAAAAGCUUUUUGUUUGCAGCAUAAGGCCUUGAAAGUCCUUGGAUUACUCUGAUGGUUGCUGGUCUACCUUUUGGUUGUUUUUUAAUUUUUAAGAACGCCGCGGAGGUCGAGCAGCGUCUCCUGAGUUCUUUCAGGUGAAAUUUCUGUGUUUGUGAAUCGAGUGUCGUGACUUUAAAGCAGGAAUGAAGCAGCUGUCAGUGAACGUCGGGAUCCUAUAUCAGUGCGCUAAAACCAAACUUCAGCUCCGCCCCUUUAAGACGGAGGAAAAACAGCAGAAUGACCCUUUAAUUCCAGAUUAAACUCCAGUAUGAAAAAAUCGUUUGCUUGUCUGAAACAUCUCCUCAUACAUCUGUACCUCUGUGUGUUUGUGUGUGUGUGUGUGUGUGUGUGUGUGUGUUUCAGGUGAAGGUGUGGUUUCAGAACCGCCGGACGAAACACAAACGCCAGAAGUUGGAGGAGGAGUCUCCUGAAGCUCAGCAGAAGAGGAAGGGCAGCCAACACGUGAACCGCUGGAGAGCCGCCACUCAGCAGCCGGGCGGCGAGGACGUGGACGUCAUCAGCGACGACUAGACUGAACACACACACACACAUGCACAUGUACACACACACACACACACACACACACCUGCUGCAUCAGUCAGUGCCAAAUAUCCAACAUGGUCUCCAAAGGUGCGGACAGACGUCUUAUUUAUGUUUCAGAGAGAGGAGCAGGACUUCACCUAAACGGACAAAACCAGCCUGUCAAACCCUCCGAGACCAACUUUACCGCCUGUUUGAUUCUCUGUUCCCCGACACUCUAAAACACAGACCUUCACCUGUCCCUGAAGGCAUCACGCUCAUGCAAACAUCAGGAGGUCGAAUCUCCUGAGAGACAAAAACUCCUAUCAGCCGCCGAAGAAGAAGAAGAAGAAGAAGAGGAGGAGGAGGAGGAGGAGGAGGAGGAGGAGGUUUUCAAGACUGGAGCGGCGAGAUCUGAAGCUUCAGAGAGGCAUUAAAAAAAAAAACCACAGAGUCCAAACGCGGUCACAGCUGCUGACUGAACACUCGACGGUGGAUUUUGGUGCCAAACGAAGCCAGCGUCUUAAAAUAAGAGACGGUUAAAGUGAGAAAGCUGCUCUGCUGAAGGUUUCUGAGCGUCUGUCUGCAACAGACGGCCGCCGCUUCACAGGAAAUCUGCUCCACGUGUCUGAGAGGGGAGAAGAAGGUUCCUGCAGCAGGAGGAGGAGGAGGAGAAACGAGGAGAUGUAUAAUUAUCUCUGCUCAAAGUUUUCUUGUUUUUCAAACCCCUCCAAACUCUGAGGAGACUCCUGAUGUUCUUCACAUUUCAGACCCUGACACAGGAAACAGCCCCGUCACACCAGUUCAGUCGACAGAGAACCAGUAAAACCAGCGGCACUUAAAUCAGAAACAAGUGAUUAAAGGAUGAGACCAACUUUAGUCCAGUUUAAAGUUUUCCUCCAUCUUUGCAGCGACAUAAACUCAGUUUUUCAGGAGGAGCUUUAAAAACCUCUCUGUCAGCAUGGUCAGGUGACAUCAGAGAUCAUAUUUCUCCAGAAUGAACACAUGAAUCCUCACAGAUGACCCUCAUUUUUGUGGAUUUUACAGCUGCGGUUUUUUCACACACUGACUCUGUUCUUUAAUCACCUUUGAAAAUAAAUUCCUGUCAGCGACUCGAGGUCAGGAUCGAUCUCUCUGCUCUUAAAAACAAACCCGAUCAAUCCCCGAUAUAAAACUUCUCUGUCUUAGUCUACGUUCACUCUGCAGGUUCUGAUGCACAAUUCGGAUUUUUAGUUAAAUCCGAUCUUUCUGUGCGGUCGUUCACGUUACAACAACGAAUGCUGCGUCUAAUGUAAAGUGACCCUCAUGCGCUCAAAGCACAAAUAUCUUUCCAUGCCUGUUUGUGUCGAACAACGGUGACGUUUGUCGCAUAUUGAUGAACUCGACCUGAGCGUCCACACUGCAGUCACAUCAGAUACAUAUCAGAUUUAUAUCCACAUACAGAAGAGGCCUGGGUCGGAUCAGAACCAAUCAGAACUGACCUGUUCACACUUAGAUGAAAACAUCAGAUAUGAGUCACAGAUGGUUAAAACAUCAGAACUGACCUGCAGUCUGAACGUAGUUUUAGUCCUCCUAUCACAGAAACUCUAAAGUUCACUUUCAAAAAUCGCUCAGAUGAACAUUUUUUACUUCACGAUCUCUUCAGAUUUUGACCGACUGAUGCCUCUAUCUGGUUCUUGUAAAGCAUUCUGGGAAAUGUAGUCAUGUAAAGGUUGACCUCCUGAAAUGUGCUGAACAUCAUCAGGAGGAGGAGAAAAACAUCACUGAGCUGGUUUUUAAAGGAGGGUCUUUUAUUGUGAAAAUCCUCGUUUCCUGUUGGGGGAACCUCUCUCACCUUCAGCAGGUUCUGAUCCGCCUCCUCCGGUCUGGUCUGGUCAGGUGUUCGGGCUGAUCUCAGAGCAGUUUUUGGACUUUUUAUUCAGCUGGUAGUUUUUUUGUUUUGUUUGUUUUUGUUCGUUUUUGAAAGGAGAGUAGGUAUUUAUGUAAAAAAGGAUCUGAAAGUAUUCUAUGCAUCUGCGUGUAAAUAACGAGGAUAAUAAUAAUAAUAAUAACGACGACGACGAUGAUGAUGAUGAUGAUGAUGAUGUGUGGACUGUUUCAUUGUUUGUUUGUUUGUUUGUUUGUUUCUUUCACCUGUUUGUUUCUACUUCCUGACAGAUUUACCUCAUCCUCCUCUUAUGUAGCACUUCUUCUUCUUCUUCCUCUUCUUUCUUCUCCUCCUUUUCUCUCCUCCUCUUCCUCCUCCUUCUCUUCUCUUCUUCUUCUUCUUCUUAGUCAGAUCUAUUUUUUCAUCGUUUUAGGAUCGAAUGCACUAACUGUACGAAGAUUUGUACUUCCUGUGUUCAGGUUUGGAAAAAUAUCAAUAAAAAGAAAACGAGGAAUAAA